UUUCUUUUUCUUUUUCUUUUUCUUGACUUAUACGUACUUGGUGGCCAACCUGGCCCAUUUUGUCUGUCACGCGUCCCACAUUCUAGAGAUAGAUUGAUUAUAGUAAAUAACACAACAUGAAUGAAGCCCUUCCCCAAGGGUCUAUCUAUCAUUUCCAUAAUUUCUGUUCAAAGCCACCCAGGUCCUUAUGCUUCUUUUACAGCCUUUGAAGUUUAGGAAGAGCAAAUUCUAUGGGCCAUUUGCCUCUUGCUCCCAUCCAUGCUUUCUUAUACGUGCAUAGUCCAACUUUCCUUCACCCAGUGUGUAGGAGAACAACUCGUCACCAUAUUUUUGAGAGUAAAGUGAUUUUAAAUAUCUCCUAAGCAAGUAUAAAAAACAUACAUGUAAACUCCCACGAGCAUCCGGCAAACCAGGCUAUCUAUGUAAAUCACCCACAAGUUUUCAAUGCCAUUACAUGGCAUUCCCGCCUUUCUUGUGUGUACCUGCAUUAAAUCAUUUGCGUGCCAGGGAACUCGCAAUCGUCAUGCAUUAUUAACAAUUAACUCGCUCAUUCAUAUCCUGAUCAAGAUUCUUUCUAUCACAGACUGGGAUUUGUGUCGAAGAUUGACUACUUUGGAUAAUCGAUUGCCUCCCCAGCAAUAUAUAUUGGUGCAUAUUACACAUGUAUUAUGCAUGACUCUUCACAUUUCAAACUUCUUCACAGGUCAAAUUUAGAUCACUGAAGCUGACUUUAGAAAGGGUUCAAGAACUUAUAUAUAUAUCUUCGGGAGGGGAGGGAGGUGGGAAGGAGCUCUUCUCCCACAUGAGAGAUAAAUACAUAUGUCCCACCUACUCAUAUACUAGUAGAGGUCAGUAUACUCAGAGGCAUGAUUCAGUACAAGAGGGCUGCUUUGACUCAUUAGUGUGCAUUCAUUGUAUGAGGUCCAUAUUAUUAAGUAAGGCAAAAGUAUAGCUAGUUCAAACCUUCGUAUGAUUGCCCAGGCCAGACACGGAAUAGUUAACUACAGCUCUUCUUGGGGAUUUACGGAAUUUCGUCAUUGUUCAUUUAGCUUCUCCACUGCCUGCCCAGAGGGUUUUCGGACAACCGGCAAUAAAGUUUAAGAUCAAUUUUUGCUUCUCCCACCCGACUUCGCCGUGUGGCUCCGAGAGGAUAAUAGGAGAUAUGGGGGGGAAUCCAGGAUCCAUGGGUUCAAGCAAGGGCCAACUGGCUAAUAAGAGAUGGAGAUGGAGAGAGCUGGUCUGGUGUUGGGGCAAAAUCUCACCAGGAGAGCUCACCUUGGACAGGGAUUGAGAUUUAAGGCACAGCCAUGGAUUUGUUAAGCUCGUCGACGAUAGAUAGGUUCUUUUCUGAGGUACUUGGAGAUGAUGAUAACUAGAGGAGAAUAGUUAGUAAUAUCAUCAUAGUAACUAUCAUGAUGAUAAUGAUGAAUGAGUAUGACGAUGACACAGUUUCAGUGGAAAUGGUACUUGCAACCAAACAAGUUUUCUUUUCUUCCCAUCCACUUUUUCGAGUCUAGAACCGUAAUAAUUCCCUCUAUCCAAGAGUGUAUAAUCUGAUCUUCCUGGCGAAGUGUGGAGACGAGUUAAUAGCUGUGGAGGAACCCUUUUCAGCAGAAUUAGUCCAGUGUGCAGAGGCCUCAACUCACAUUGUUCAGCAAGCAGCAGAUCUGAUAUACGAACAAAGCGACGACACGGAAUCUCCUUCCGGUUGACAUUGAAUAAUUGGCACUCAAUUGACAUUGAAUUGACAUUUGUCUAUGACAUCUUCAUCUCCACUGUAUCCGAGAAUUCGCCGCCGUGGCUGAGUCAGCUCUCACGUGACCUUCCGGGCAUCCCCAACCUCAUCUCAUCUUGUUCUGCCGGCAAAGGUUCUAUCUCGCUGUGCUUUUUACUGCUGGAACUAACUCAAGACUUGCUUCUUGUCGCCUUAUUUCCUCCCUCUCCUGCUCCUGUGUUAGCUCCUCGUCGCCCUGUGCGGCUCUUGUUUCUGCAUUUCUUGGUUUGUUGGUUGCUGCUGCUGUUGCUGCUGCUGUUGCUGCUGCUCUGUUGCUAUUCCUGCUAGUCAUUAUUGCUGCUGGCUGUCUUGGAUCUUGUCCUCCCAUCCGCUCGCUGCUGUCCACAUAUCCUUGCAGCAAAGCCUUAAGACACACCCUUGACUGGGAGAACGAUGAGAGUUGUUGCUCCUCACCCGUCCAACGGCAGUGCUUGAUACUAAACACCAAUCCUGCUUUGCCCUCGAUCCACUCGAUCGUGCGAGCUGAUUCGAGAAGGCCGGGACCUCGAUUCUCUCUGCCCAGCCCUCCUAGCCUAGCUAGCCGCCUAAUCCGCUCUUGUCAGGUCCUCAGGCCGGGAUCUGCUGUGCACAAACAACAAAUCCUAGCACUCGGCGCUCAGCCUCUUAGCAUCUCUCGUCCCUUGGAGCCCUGGACACUGUCCUCGCCAGAGUCACGACCAGGCCCAAGUUAAAACCCAGCCCAUCCCAGACAUCCGACUCCAGCUUCGAGACCGCUGCUUCCCGUCUCCACCACCGCCAACCUUGGAGUCUUGCAGUGAUACUUGUGAUAGUGCUUGCUGGCUCUCACAACUAACUCUCUCUCUCCCUCCCUCCCUCUCCCUCCCUCUUUCUCUUCCAAUACCUUUCCACCUCCCUCUAUCUCUCCUCCUCCUCCUCCUACCAUCUCCUACCAUCUCUUUCAGGGCUACCUAGAUAAAUAUCCUGGCCAAUCCUCAACCACGAAUACCCAUCUCUCCGUCCGCCAUCUGUUCCCUCUCUCCCAAUUCGGCUCUUUUUGAGGGGACAGAUUUUACCGUUUGAUCAUCAUGCACAAAAUCACCAAUUUCACGGGCCAGGCCCGUCAUGGAUGGGAAAGGAUGACCCCGACCUUUGGCAUGUCCCGUCCCCAUCAGGACAUGUCGAAUCAAGCCCUUCGACGACCCCAUGGCCCUCAUCCAGUCACAGUCCCCCCUGGAGUCGAUACCACCGUAACUCUCUCCUUCAAUGUCCCCUUCUCCUCGAACCUUCCCGGCCCUGAUCCCGAAGACAUCCUACACUCAAGUCCAGGCGCUUUCCAAAGGUGGACAUUCCCUGAGGGAACCCCGGAAGGUACCCCGAUCCACAAGCUCCCAGUCCACGCAAGCAACCUAGAUGCCCUGAGAAAGCUAUGUCGAAAUGUUAGCGAGUCCAGCCAUGGCAGAAUCGAAGCUACCGUGACCUCAUCAGAACCCAAGGCCGUCGCCUCGUUACAACGUCGCCCUCAGGGACUCGUAACGAAUGUGUGCAUUUCAGGCGAUGGCGAAACCGUUCAACAAGUACGACAGAAUAUUUUGAAGGAAACCCCAAUAGCUCUGAAAUGCGCUACGCUUGACAUCGAUGUCAAUCUAGUUAUGGAUAAAAAUACGAAUGGUGUCCGGUCAAGUGUACUCGAACACCUCGACACGUUGGCGCGGUAUACCGGAGCAGAUAUCUUCUUACUAAGCCCCAAAGUCCUCGAUGCGGACAGCGCCAUCGUGUCAUCAUAUGGUCAUUCGACAGAAAACGGGUUAGAUCACCGGUUCCGUGUUGCCAUAUACAGCGAUGUAGAAAGUGCGGAACACGCCAAAACUAGAGUCUUGAUCAUGAUCGAUCAAAUUUUGAAACGUCGUGUCGAUGCAAUGAAGCUUGAGCUAUCAAUGCAUACGCUGGUUUGUGGCCGUACCCGCAAGAAUAUCAAAUUUAUCGAAGCGUCAACAAACACUGCCAUCUACUUCCCACCACCGUUUCCACGAGUUUUUGGCUACACCCCGCCUGGAGGUAGCCGAAGGAGCGAAGAUGAAGUUUAUAUCACCGGUGAAACUCAAGAGCAAAUUAGCCUCGCGAAGCAGAAGUUGCACGACCUAGUCAGCGGAGUCAAGAUUUUCAUGAAGAACGUUAAGUUAUCAUCAAACAAAAUCGACAAUAUUCUCCUAGAUCGCUUGGAUAAAGUUCGGAAAGUGAUGGAAGCAAAUGGCACAUACGUUCUCUUCCCAUCGCUAGGCAGCCAGCAUGGUAUUGUUCGCGUUCAAGGGUCCGAAGUCUUGCACAUCGAGCGAACUGUCAGGGAAAUCAUGGCAUUGGCUGGACAAUUCUACAGUGCAUCUUGGUGGCUCAUUCUCCCCGACCCUACGCAAUCUAGCUCAAUGCGCGGCCCGUCCCCGGCUGAUGUCAGGACAAUGCUUUCUGAUAUUUGCACGAAUUCUGGCGCUGAGGUCAGUUUCGAUAAGCUAACCUUCACCAUUAACGGCUCGGAUGACUCUGUCAAAGCCGCUAUGAUGGUGAUCCAACAAAUUCCUUUCGUCAAGCGAACACCUUACCAGAUGCGUGUUAAGAUCGAGCUUGCGAACGAGCAUAAAGAGUUCGUCAGUGGCAAGAAGAAUGGCAAGAUCAAUAAGAUCAUGGGCCAAAGCAACGUUCAAAUUAUCUUCGACGGUUUCAACGAGUACAAUUUCUACAUUGACGUCUGCGGAACUCAAUAUGAUGCUACUAGGAAUGGGCUUGACCUCGUUGAGCAGGAAAUGCCUGCAUCAAUAUCGUUCCAUGUUCCUGACCAGUACCAUAAGCGAAUCAUUGGCAUUGGGGGGCAACAUAUCCAACGCAUUAUGAAAAAAUAUUCUGUCUUCGUCAAAUUUUCAAACGCAAUGGACCGUGGAGGCGUCGGCAAGGAAGACGAUGACGUGAAAGUCGACAAUGUAAUCUGUCGGACCCCUGCUAGGAAUGCCCAGAACCUGGACUUGGUCAAGCAGGAGAUUAUGGACAUGGUCGAGAAAGUUGAUGCGGAAUUUGUCUCCGAGACCGUCGUUAUCAACCGCCUAUAUCACCGCGAACUACUAGUCCGCAUGUCUGAGAUUGAAGAACUUGAGAAGAAAUGGAACUGCAAGAUUGACUUCCCAAGCACUGAGUUGGCCAGCGAUUUUGUGACCAUUUCUGGGCCCGAAUAUCAAGUUCCUCAGGCUGUAGAUGCUUUCUUGGGUAUGGUUCCCGAAAGCCACGAGCUCUCCUUCCAAAGUUCUACAGAGCUCCGGGAAUUUUUCAAGUCUCCCGAGUUCUGCAACGAUGUCCGAGAAAAACUCAAGGAGCAAUAUGAAGUCGAUGCAGUUGUAGAUAUGAGUGCGGAACCACAGUGUUCCUCUGAGAACGAGCCUCCUCCAGAGGACCGCAUUAUUCUCGGAUAUACUCGGAACAAUGCUGGCGGACUCAAGGAUGCCAUUGACUUCCUCAUUUCUCGACUCGUGUCCCAUGGGCUUGAUGCCACCACCGUCAAGGGAGCCAUCCAGCGUCCAAAAUCAGACUCUUUUGAAGAGUCCUUGCCAUUUUUCGAUUCUAAAUUGCUACAACACGCCCCAGCUCCUCUAGUGACCGACUCCCCGACCCGCCACAAUUUCUCAGACGUCGCAAGCGACCGCGGUUCCAUCUUUGAACGCCUCCGUAAACCAGGCAGCAUCUCAUCGUUCUCGUCCUUCAUCGGACGCAAGAACCAGUCAGGAUCACCCGGUUCUUUCUUCAAACACGCCUCCAGCAACGCUUCCAAAGCGUCCCUCGUCUCCAUGGAGUCUCGUGAUAGUGGUUAUCGAAAUCCUUGGAACGACUCUGGCGUGAACCUCCCUGAGGACGACGUCCUGCACACCAACGGCUGGGCCUCUCGGUUUGAUAACAAAUUCCCCUUCGGCACGGCGCUGGGUGACAUGACCCCCAAACAUGACCUCCGCGCAUCUUUCGACAGUGGCCGUCCGAGUACCUCGAAUUCUACUUCUGGAUAUCCAGCUCCUAUCGGGCCACCCCGUUGAACUAAAACCACAGUUAAGGAUAAAUCAAAAAUAACCACACGCCACUCCAGUCAAAAUUCCCUGCUUCAUGAACAUUUUAAACCCCAUAUAUAUGCAUGAUACCUGCCCCCGCAUACAGUCCCUCAGAAGUCAUUCGCAAUAUACCCCAUUCCACAAAUACCAGUCUACUGCAAUCGCAUUAUGAUACCAAAGGAGUAAAAAAUACCAUCUUUUGUUUACUUUGCCUUUGUGCUCUGCCUUAUCUUUCACUUGUUUUGCUAUAUAUUUCUGUUUCUCUCCCUUUUUCAUAUCAUCGAAAAGAAACGCAUCCUACACUAUGAGUUUUGAACCUUUUUGUUGCUUUGUCUUUUUUUUCCUACAAACUAUAUACCUAUUUAACCAUAUACCCCUGGAUGGGAUGGAAGAGCACUCUUUGUUAGUUAGCUUGUUAUGUCUUUUUCGUUUUGUUCUUUUUGGUCCUGGGUUUUUGAUAUUUAUUAUUUUUCUCCACCCUGACAACAAAAAAGUGAUUCGGCGUUGUUUUCGCGAGAUAACUGGGUUGAUACCUCUUUCUUUUCCUCUCUUCUCGGUUUUCCUUUUUCCCCUACUUUUUAUUUAUUUGUGUUACUUCAUUCGAGUUUUGUUGAUUAUUAUCGUUAUCCAUUUUCUCCCAUUUUCAUUGCUCUUUUGCUCUCGAAUUGGCUUCGCUUGGGGUUGGUUGGUUGGGUUUGGCUGAUCUGAUGGAUGGAUGGAUGGAUUGACUGAUUGAAUUGAAUUGAUUGAAAAUGCCUCUCCUAUCUCUCUCUUUUUUUUUUCCGUUUUUCCCCUCGAAAUGCUAUUUUUGUCUAGCCUUUUUUCAUCGUAAGAUAACCUAUAUAAACAAAACAAAAAUCCUUUUUUUCAAGGAAGACUUCUAUUUAAUUAUUCCGCCCAACAGGGUAUAAAGCAGUUUUUAGUUUUGAGGGUUUUUUUUCUGUUUUUCUUUUUUCUUUUUUCUUUUUCUUUUUCUUUUCUUCUUGGAUCCUGCAUCCUUGCCUGUCCCAACUAGGGUAAAGAAAUUUAACAAUAAAAAUCAAUAACAUAGCAACCUCCAGACUCUUCUAACGAUCUUCUUUUUACCACUCAUACAUACCGUCCUAUCUCUGCGUCUUCUCCAGCGGCGAACGAAAGAAAAAUAUAUCUAGGAUUGCCAUGAAUAGGGUUGUAUAAACGCCCUCUUCAACCCCAACAAAACUCAGAUCUCUCUCUCUCUCUCUCUCUCUCUC
Blastomyces dermatitidis ER-3 is the source of this 7043-nucleotide messenger RNA. RefSeq names its product KH domain-containing protein. The transcript is spliced from 8 exons. NCBI's taxonomy places the organism in Eukaryota, Fungi, Ascomycota, Eurotiomycetes, Onygenales, Ajellomycetaceae. Gene Ontology annotation, molecular function: mRNA binding. The record is from RefSeq and is a predicted model, not a curated record. Gene Ontology annotation, biological process: nuclear division. The coding region runs from base 2821 to 5799 and encodes 992 amino acids. Gene Ontology annotation, cellular component: nucleus; cytoplasm.